AACGUUAAUAACGUUAUCUCUCGCGUCACUCAUGUCCCCAACAACUGCUGCCGCUGCGCAGGAGGAGGACGGGACUGCGGUCCAGGUGAACCGCUGUGAUUCAGAGACAGUGAAGUUUUAACGCUAACGAGAAGAAAAGAGAUGAACCCACAGCGGACGGAAGGCGUCCUGAUUUCGACAAGUGUUAAUCUGUUAAACGAAGCUCGCCAUUGUUUUUUAUCGGUGAUGGGAUGCCUUCAGGAGCAACCUGCCGCCAAACGUCAAACACUCUAAGGUAAUCUUGCCAAAACAGUAUGCCACUUGAAAAAGAACAUCUUUUCUAAAAUCAGGAUGGAAACUAAAGCUGUGAAAUGCCUUAUAUGAAAACUCACUAACUUUUGGAAGAUAAAUUGUGUAUAUUGAGAGGAUCUUAUAACACAGCUGUGGCUUUUGAAGUACCGGUGCUCCAGGACAAGUAAUGGAGACAGAAGAGAGGGAUGAUGUAUCAAAAAAAAACACAGCUAAAAUAAAGGCAGAGACAGAGGAAGCUGUGACCUCUGGCCACACCUGUGGGGUGUGUGGCCGCAGCUUUCCUCUUCUCAGCUCUCUGUCGCAGCACAUGAGAAGACACACACGGGAGAAGCCGUACAAGUGUCCAUACUGUGAGCACAGGACGGCUCAGAAGGGCAGUCUGAAGGCCCACAUUCGAAGCCAUAAACUGGGUCUAUUCAGCCAUAAUCUCAGUGACAAGGAGGAGGAAAGAGAUCAAGGAAAGAAAAAUAACGAUGAGACACCUGUCCCUCCUGAAAUCGCCAGCACAUCUGAAAAAGCUCACAAUGUCAAUGGGAAAGUGAAGAAGAAAGGAACCAAGAAAAAGGUUAAGCGUAAAGAUGGUGUUGAGGUCAGUGAUGGGGCUGAUGAUGGAUCCUGUAUCUGCAGCAUUUGUGGCCAGGUUUUCCCUCAGGUCCUACUCCUUAAAUCCCACAUGAAAAGGCACCGCAGCAGCCAGGAUCACGGUUGCCGGAUUUGCGGUCGUCGUUUCCGCCAAGCAUGGUUCCUCCAAAGUCAUAUGCGCAUUCACCGGGUCAAAGCCCAGCUAAGAAGUGGUAAAAGCAAUGAGCUGCCUGCCACCAUCAAUGGAGUUCCUCAGGACCCAGCAUUGCUGACAAAUGAAGAGUGCCUCUAUGAGCUCUGUGCUGGAUGCGGUAACUUCUUCCAUGACCGCAAGACAUUACGAAUACAUGAAAAGCUACAUAGACCGAACCAAUGCCGCACUCAGACACAAAAUCCAACAGAGGAAGACAUUAAAGCCCCUGAUCUGCACAUUGCUAAAAGUUAUUUUUUGGAAAGCCUGAACCUCACAUGUGCUGGACAAAGGGAAACUCCGGGGGAAAAGAGCUUGGGCAGGCGAAUUCCAGAGUUCGAUCCGGUUUGCAGUUACCAAGCGUGGCAGUUGGCCACAAGAGGAAGACUAGUGGAGGCCACAGAGAAAUGUCUAGGAUGGGAGGAGAGGCUAGCAGAUGCUGAGGUGGCAUAUAACACAGAAAAGGGUGAGUAUGUACCCCUGAAGCAGGAGAAGAAGAGGAAGCAAAUCCACACCUCCAGCUCCAACAUUAAGAAGAUAAAGGUUGACACAGGCCUUGAUCACACAUCAGACACCUUGACUCACACUAAAGGUGUUGACAAAAAGGUUUCCCAGAAAGACCGUAUUUUGUUAAACGGCCUUGGUCAUGCAUUUUAUGAGGCACUGCAGACUAAGAAAGUCAAAGAUGUUCACUUCACACCUAAACAGACCAACAGCACCAGGAGCCAAGACCAGGAAGAUAAAAAGACAUACUUCUGCGAGCACUGUGAUUUCCAAACUGUCGACGCCUCUCUACUCAGGUCUCAUCUGGACAGGCAGCACCAGAACCUCCUGGGUCCCUACUGCAAACAAAGCACCAUUUUGGACAAAGUUAACCCAAGUGGUUACAAGGCCUCAAGAUACAUGGACUACCUCAGGAACAGGAGUGAAUUGCUCAGUCAGCCAUUCUGGAAUCCUUACACAUGUCCACCUGACCAGGGGUCAGCAGAGUCCAACAUUAAAACAGAAAAGUCAAAUGGUACUCAGUUUAAAGGGCAGGGACAUACUACUAAUGAUGCUGAUAGUCUUCUUAAUCUGUCUUCAUUACCCGUAAGUGAAGGAGAUGGCACUGUAAAUUAUCCAAUAAAGACAGAGGGCCUGGUGAGACAUCAGUGCCCAUACUGCUCCCACACUACCAACUACCCGGAAGUACUGUGGAUCCACCAGCGGGUUGCACACAGGGUGGAUAACACCAGCUCCAUGGCACCUAAGUGGGCACCCUGCACUAACAGCCCCAAGAAUUUAAAGGCACGUUCCACCCAUUUGAGACGUACAGGGCCGCCACCAUUUCUCGAAGGCAAGGAUUGCCCAGCUUUACCUGCUCCAAGAACUCAGCGCACACAGCCUCCAGCUUUGACAACCAGCAGCAGCACUAGCAGCAACAAGCACUCAGCCCCCAAGAACAAAUCAGGCGUCCCUAAGUCCAAGCAUCAGUCUAAGGACUCACAUUCUUCAGAUGGGACACAGUCUAAUGGGAGGAUGGGACUCCUACCUCAGAAGAAGUCUGGUGAACAUAACCGGGCAGAAAAGGGGGGAAGUAAAAGCUCUAACACUCACGCUACUUCAUCAAGCACUAUUGUGGACAGCAAGAGUGCCCCUAGUUUCCAGCCUACAAGCAGCCCUAAGCACAGAAACCACAGAGCUGCAGUGGAAGGCAACUUCCCUCAGGAGGGUUUAGGUUUCAUGUUGGCCAGAAAUCACGGCGGGACUUCCUCCAACGCUUCUGCAGAAAGACCCCAUCCACGCAGGCUGUCAUGCGACUCCCCUUCUGUUCCUAAGGAUCCUGAUCUGUGGGCCGCUAUGAACAUGUGGGGUCACAAAGCAUAUUUAGAACCACUCCGUUUUGCUCAGGUAAAAAAUGAAUCAACAGGAGAAAUGCCAAUGGACAUUGAUAUUUUGAGUCUCCUGAAAAACUACAGUCCCCACGAUCUGGCUGCUCUUUACCAGCACUGGGGGUUUGUUGAUCCCAGGAUUGAUCCACAAGCAAUGUUGCAGUUAAAUGGAAAUUUUGGAAAAGAAGUCCACCCCAACUCUGACGCUUCCAAACAAGUGAAUAGCCGCUCCACUUCCUCCUCAGGGUCUCUUCACAAAGGAACGUGAAGUGACAUUGUGUUCCUGUUGAAUUCCAGCCUGCAUGAUACUGCUGAUCAAAAAGGCUUGCUGUUCUUUAAAGGAACCAGCCAUAACUCCUAGAGGACAGAGGCACUGGGUAAUGCACAUUAUAUGCAAAGCAAUGAGGUGGACUCUUAUCAUUUUGUAAUAUUUAAUUUGAAGUGUUACGCAUGUUUUUUGUUUGUCAAGAGUGUAGAGGUGUUAGUUACCAAAACACACAUGAAGAUAUGUUCAAUUGAAAUGAGGUAAACCUGUUUGAGCUUUUUGUGAACAUAAACAUUUAGGGGCGUUGUCUGUGGAAAUAAAAUGAGAAGCUACCACCACCAAACAUCAAAAAUCUGGAUGCCACUAGAAACAUUUAGAAAUACUUCAAAGAUGUAAACUGUGACCUGAACAUUUUACAUCCCUAUGUAUGUUUCAGUUUGUUGUUUUUAUGUAGUCUACAAGCUUGUUAAAUGUUCUCUUUGGGUUUUAGGUUAGUACUGUAUUUGAGUGUCUCAACGUAGAUAUAGACAGGAUAUGCAGUCGGGCAAUUAAAUAUAAAUUGCGGCUUGUUUUACUUUUCGGUUUUAAGCCCAUAUUCACAAAAAUAUUAAAAUCUGUGUCUUACAGUAGAAAGUUGUCUUCCAUGACUAUGCUAUGACAAGUAUAGUGCUGGUAAAAUCAAAAGAGGAAAAGGUCCAGCAAAAGUUUGCUUUUACAGAUUUCAACUAAAAAAGAACACUGAUCGCUCUAUAAAUCACUAAGUGGGGGGCUUAAUUAGAGCUAAAUCGGGCUUUAGCACUAUUAGCUCAUCAUCCCACACAUAUUAAGAGAACAGUUGUGAAAAAAUGUGAUUUAAAAGCUCUUCAACCCACAAAAAGUUGUGGAGUAACUACAACUCAUAAUACAAAUAUUUCUCCUAAACAUUACAUUUGCUACACAGAGACUUGGUAUACUACAACACCUCACCAUACUUUUGACAGAAGAUGAGUAUCUUAAGGAAAUUAGAUUUUCUUCAUGUUAAUUCACUCUUGAUCAGUAUAUACGCAAAUAUACCCACAUACAUGCUGAAUGGCAUCAUCAGUGUAUCUUUUUGUCUUCUGCUACAAUCUGCAGUUUAAGUGACCAAGUUAACUAACCGCUCACUGCCAGUUUACAGCUUCUAUAGAUUAUACCACUACACCACGUCUUUUAUUUUUGACCGGUUUUACAUCCAUGUCAAACUGCGGGAGCAGCACCAUGGUCUUCAUAACUCAACAUAUAUCUACUGCCAAACCUCCAGAAUUGAAUAAUCAAUUCAUGUGCAAAAAUCACAGAAAUAUACCUAACAUAACUGGUGGCCGUAGUUGUAGCUAGUCUGUCAAACCCAUUUAUGUGCCGAUUUACAAUGAAAUGUGGUGUCCUGCUUUACGACUCCAAUUUAGCAAUUUAAAUGAAAUGAUUUGUCUUUUUUUUCCUCAUAUCAGAAAUAUAGAGUAAACAUCUGCGCUCACACUUCACAUUGCGCUAGUGAUGUAGCAAUUUAAUGCUGUGACUUUUAGAAGUAGAAACUGUAGCAAUAACAAUUACUACUGACGUGGCCCUGACUUCCAUCUGCCAGUCAAGCUACUAAGGAGUUUGCAAAAUAUUUUGUUUUUGAAAUUCACCUCGUUCUCAAAUUUGUUAUUGUGUUUUCUGUUUGCAGAUUUGUUUAGCAUGUCUAUAUUUUAGUUCUGAUUCAGUGUAUUCAUCUCCCAUAGAGAAAUAGUUUUUGCAUUUGUUGAAAAGCCAUGAACUUAUGGAUUCUUGGGAGAUCUUGAGAAUACAUGAUUUAUUAUUGGAGUAUUGACUUUGAUCUGUGCGGAAAAUGUGUUUUUUUGAUAAAUAUUGUAAAUGAUUGUUUUAUUUAAUGAAAUUUUAGUUUGAUAACAAUUGAAUUGUAACACUCCUAAGUACUUGAUAUUUGUAGUAACAACAGAAAAUGUAAAAAUAAAAAUUUAAAAAAUAACCAUCGAGAGCAGGGUCAGUAAGGAGAGAUGCUCGUGCAUUGAGCCUGUUUUCUAACAGCUGUCUGUAAAGAGAGCUUAGCAGAGGAGGAGUGACAGGAAACCAUGAGACAGCAACAUUUAUGCAAGCCUGAACUUUUAUGCAAACCUAAAACUUAAAUUUGAGGUCUCAGUGAGUUUAUUUUUGUGACUAUGUAAACAAAACAACAUGGUUUAACAUAGUUAAUUAUGUUGGUAUCAGAAUUUCUAUUUUCACCAGUUACACAUUUUGUCUGACUGUUACAAUAUACAAAUAAAGUUGGUCAAUGUAGAUUUA
This is a messenger RNA of Etheostoma cragini (Arkansas darter), 5497 nucleotides long. RefSeq names its product zinc finger protein 516-like. The record is from RefSeq and is a predicted model, not a curated record. Bases 458 to 3202 code for a protein of 914 amino acids. The transcript is spliced from 5 exons. Gene Ontology annotation, cellular component: nucleus. Lineage: Eukaryota; Metazoa; Chordata; Actinopteri; Perciformes; Percidae. Gene Ontology annotation, biological process: regulation of DNA-templated transcription. Gene Ontology annotation, molecular function: DNA-binding transcription factor activity, RNA polymerase II-specific; RNA polymerase II cis-regulatory region sequence-specific DNA binding.